Molecule: messenger RNA, 1119 nt
Organism: Eriocheir sinensis (Chinese mitten crab)
Lineage: Eukaryota; Metazoa; Arthropoda; Malacostraca; Decapoda; Varunidae
Exons: 1
Coding region: 88-1053 (321 amino acids)
Source: RefSeq, a predicted model, not a curated record
CGGGGGGAGGGGGGUGACGGCAGGCGGCGGGCGGGCGGCGCGGGGCAGGAGGCGCCUCAGUAUACGGGUGCAAGAGACGGCGUCGGCAUGCUGCUACCUGUGUCCCGCGCCGCGCUCCUGCUGACGGUGCUGCUGGCGUCAUGCCACGCCGCCAACAUCACCACCCAGGGGCCCACCACCACCGCCGAGGCAACCACGCCCGCGCCCUCCACCACCACGCAGGAGGGGCAGGAGAAUGUGAGUGUGACGACCCCCGAGACCACCUCCACCACGACCGCCAAGAUCACGGCCGAUAAUGUGCUUGAAGAGGUGAGCCACCUGCUGGAGAAGCUGCGGGAGGUGGCGGCGUCCAUGCGGGAGGCGCGGGAGGAGCACGAGCGGCUGGCGGAGGCGGUGGCCCAGGUAACGGCGGCCGUGAAGGACAUGGGCGAGCACAACAUGCACAUCAAGAAGAAGGUCCGCAAGAUGUCCAAGGGCCUCAAGAAGAACUCCCAUAACAAGAAGAUCAAGGACGGCAUCAAGUCGCUGCAGCGUGACCACCAGCGCAUCCUGCACGCCAUGUCCCUCAGCGGCAUCAACAUCACGCGCCUCCACAACCACAACCACACCAAGCACAACCAGAGCCAUCCCCGCCCCGCCAACCACAAGAACCAGCACGGGCGAAAGCGGAAGAACCAUAACAAAGAGAACAACAACCACACCGCCACGGCCACCACGACCCCGCUACCGGAGAACGCCACCAAGAGCCCCGACCAGAAGGCCCUUGAGGAGGAGGUGGAGGGGGAUGUGGUGAAGGAGGCGCUGACGGAAAAGAGAAAGGAUGACGAUGAGGUGGGAGGGUCGACGGACAACCUGAUACCUGAACUGGUGGUGGACCCGCCCUCGGCCACCGACCCCCCGCUGCCCGCCGACUGCACGGAGGUGAUGCAGCGAGGGAACUGGACUAGCGGCGUGUAUGUCGUGCAGCCGCAGGGACUCCAGCCUAUCAAGGUAAGCCACUCACACACACACACACACACACACACACACACGCACAUUUCUCAAGUGUCUUAGGAGGCGUGUUUCCCGGGAAGACAGCCGCGAGGAAUUCCAAUACAUGUUUGGGAGUUGAGUUCUCCC